AUGAAGGAGAAAACACCUGAGCAGAGGUCACAUCUCGCCCUGCCGAGAGUCACCUGCUCUCCUCGGAGGAUAAAAGCUGCUUUUGGUCCACAGGUCAAAAGUAAUAUACGUGUUAAAGACCUAACGGGGGCUACGGUCACAGUGGCUGAAUCUGAGGGGUUCUGUGGUGUGAUACUGGACAGAGAAAAGGACCAGACCAUCUCCUUCAUCAGCAGAUAUGACAGCUGCUAUACUCAGGUUGAGGGCAGCAAAGUGGUCAUCCCUCUGCAGGUCCAGCUGACAGGAGAGGAUCGAUGGUUCAGGGUAAAUAUUAGCUGCCCUCUGAUAAAGAGAUCCAGUAAGAGGACUCAAUGUCUUAUAUCUCUUUUUCCAGCAUCACCUGGAAAUUGUAACACCGAAAAAGCCCUAAGAGUGGAUUGUGGCCACCAAAGGAUUUCCAGUGACGCGUGCUACAAACUGGGGUGUUGCUAUGAUUCUCGUGAUUUAACGUGCUACUACAGACUUAAUGCCUGCUCUCUGGAUGGACACUUUGUGUUCUCAGUGAAGACCACAGAGACAGACCCGCCUAUUGAUCCGGCCAGUCUCAUAGUCAAGGAUCAGCCGCACUGUGUCCCUGCGGUCACCACCCAAGACACAGCUGUCUUCAAGAUUGGACUCAUGGACUGUGGUGCGAAAAAGAAGGUAGACAAAGAUGUGAUGAUCUAUGAGGUGGAGGUGGAGGAGCUGCAUGCUAAAGAUAUCAACCAAAAUUCUACAUUUAGUCCACCAGUCCUCCAGGUCCAGUGUGAAUAUGAACCAUCAGAUCUAAAGCGUGCAGCAGAUUUGCGGUCCUUAUACGCAGUGACCAAUCCACCACCUGUGGUCGCUCUGGGAACCAUCAAAGUGCAGAUGAGAAUAGCCACAGAUGCCUCUUUCACCUCUUUCUUUCCUGAGGACCAGCUUCCACUCACCUUGCCCCUGCGUAAAUCUGCAUACAUGGAGGUCUCCAUCGCCCAGCCAUCCCCAGACCCUUCGCUUUCCCUGCGUGUUCGGGACUGCUUCGCCUACCCGGCAUCUAGACAUUCUGUGUGGACGCUUCUUUAUGAUGGAUGUCCCAACCCUAUGGAUAACAUGAGAAGCACUUUCCCUGUGGACGACAAGGGGAAAACCAACUCCCACUCCCAAAUCAGGAGGUUUGACGUCAAGACCUUCGCCUUUUUAGAUCCUCAUACAGGUCAUCCAAGUGUGGAGGAAAUGUACUUCUACUGUUGGGUGGAAAUCUGCACAGAAGAUAUUGACUGUGCACAGAAUUGUGCCAUCAUAUUUUCUGAGGGCAACAGACAGAAAAGAGAGACCCUGUUUGAGUCUGACAAGGUCCAACUAGUCUCUUUAGGGCCUCUGCUGCUGGGACAGAAUAACACUGAGCUGGAGGUCAAUCCAUGUGCUGAAAAGAGCAAAAUGUUUCAGGUGACAGUGUAUAUUCUGGCUGCUGUUGGUGCUGCCCUGCUUUUGGUCGUGAUGAUUACUGUAUGGUCAAGCAUCAAGAAGCGUCAGAAACCAGAGGCACAGCAAACUUGCGAUGCACAAGUUGACAGUGAACAGCCUAAAUAA
Scomber japonicus (chub mackerel) is the source of this 1590-nucleotide messenger RNA. Its product is annotated as zona pellucida sperm-binding protein 4-like. Gene Ontology annotation, cellular component: egg coat. The record is from RefSeq and is a predicted model, not a curated record. Gene Ontology annotation, biological process: prevention of polyspermy; binding of sperm to zona pellucida. Gene Ontology annotation, molecular function: acrosin binding; structural constituent of egg coat. The transcript is spliced from 12 exons. The coding region runs from base 1 to 1590 and encodes 529 amino acids. Lineage: Eukaryota; Metazoa; Chordata; Actinopteri; Scombriformes; Scombridae.